Molecule: messenger RNA, 1193 nt
Organism: Corylus avellana
Lineage: Eukaryota; Viridiplantae; Streptophyta; Magnoliopsida; Fagales; Betulaceae
Gene: COL4
Product: zinc finger CONSTANS-like protein
Biological process (GO): regulation of flower development
Cellular component (GO): nucleus
Molecular function (GO): protein binding; zinc ion binding; DNA-binding transcription factor activity
Source: RefSeq, a predicted model, not a curated record
GAGAGAGAGAGAGAGAGAGAGAAAGAGAAUCUGCAGUUUACCGAAAGAAAAGAGAGUGGACUAUGGCAUCGAAGCUCUGCGACUCGUGCAAAUCGGCAACGGCGACGCUGUUCUGCCGAGCAGACUCCGCCUUCCUUUGCGUGGGCUGCGACUCCAAGGUCCACGCGGCCAACAAGCUCGCGUCCCGCCACGCGCGCGUCUUGGUCUGCGAGGUCUGCGAGCAGGCUCCCGCCCACGUCACGUGCAAGGCUGACGCCGCCGCCCUCUGCGUCACGUGCGACCGCGACAUCCACUCCGCCAAUCCCCUUGCCCGCCGCCACGAGCGAGUCCCCGUCACGCCCUUCUACGACACAGUCGCCGUGAAGUCCGGAGCCGCCGCCAACCUCCUCGACGACCGUUACUUGUCCGACGGUGAUGUAAGCAGAGAAGAGGCCGAGGCCGCCUCUUGGUUGCUCCCAAACCCUCCCACCAACCCUGCCAACAACAAGGUGACUGAGAAUCCGGAUCUGAAUACGGGACAGUUCGUGUUUCCGGACAUGGAUCCCUAUCUGGAUCUGGAUUACGGACACGUGGAUCCAAAGUUAGAAGCGCAGGAGCAGAACAGUUCGGGUACUGACGGAGUCGUGCCCGUUCAGAGCAAGAGUGUUCAUCAGCUCAGUGACAACUGCUUCGAUCUCGAUUUCUCCGCUUCCAAGCCCUACGUCUAUGCCUACAACACUCACUGUCUCAGUCAGAGUAUGUCUUCCUCCUCGCUCGACGUUAGCGUGGUACCGGAUGGCAGCGCGGUGACCGAUGUGUCCGAUUCUUACGGUAAACCCGUGAUGGAGUCUGCGAAUCGGACGGUUCAGAUAUCAUCGGCCGAUCGUGAAGCGAGGGUGCUGAGGUACCGAGAGAAGAGGAAGAACCGAAAGUUCGAGAAGACGAUCCGGUACGCCUCCCGAAAAGCCUACGCAGAGACGAGGCCGCGAAUCAAAGGGAGGUUCGCUAAGCGGGUGGACAUGGCGGAUGUCGAAGUUGAUCGUGUAUGUGGCGGGUACGGCGUCGUUCCGUCGUUUUAAGCUUGAUUUGCCGUCGUAAUAAAUUGACGCUUUUUUGUGUAUAUACUUUUGUUAAGGUGUUUGAUCGACCGUUGAUUUUGUAGAAAAAGUUAAUGGUAUGUUGUAGCAAUUAAUGGAAUUUUGCUUUUCUCCUUC